Caenorhabditis bovis is the source of this 3732-nucleotide messenger RNA. Lineage: Eukaryota; Metazoa; Nematoda; Chromadorea; Rhabditida; Rhabditidae. The record is from the annotation of a GenBank genome assembly.
AUGACGAGUCGCCGUCUUCUAGUCGUGCUCGUGGUGCUCGCCGAAUUGGGCUUCGGCGAGCCGCAAGGAUUGCACAGUGUGUUUCCGAGGAACGCCGAAUUGAAGACGAUCAACGAGCGUUGCGUCCGGAAUUCCGAGUGUCCGUCGGGCGCGUUUUGCCACGUCACGUGUCGAUGCAAAUCGACGCAUGUGCCGAUAUCGAAUCAGUGUUGGAAGAAAAUCGAUCCGGGCGUCGCCGGCUGCACCUAUCACGAGCAGUGCGACGCCGUCUGGCCGGGCACCCGCUGCGAGCACGGCGUGUGCCAUUGUCAACCGCACGAGAAGCUGGUGCACACGCGCGAGGGCUCCGUGUGCGUGGUGCCGGGCGCGUGUCCGACGAACGGCGUCCACGGUGCGCUGUAUGAUCGCGCGACGAAUCGCGUCUCGACGUGCCUCACGUUCGUCUCGAAGAAGGACAACAGCCAGUUCAUCGGAUGCGACGAGUACCCGGAGGUGUACGACUGCAUCGCCGGCGUCUGCUGCCCGACGCGCGGCCUCACCUGCAUUCUUCCGAUGAGCGAAGGCGAGCACCUUCUCGGAUCCAAGGAGGAGAUCCGAUGGUACUAUGAUCCGGUCGUCGGACGUUGCGACUCGUUCAAUUAUCUUGGCAAAGGCGGCAACUCGAACAACUUCCUCACACAGCUUCAAUGCGAGUCCUAUUGCAUGAAUCGCUGCCCGCGAGGCGAUCCCUUGGUCCUAUCGAACUCGGAGAACAGCGUUCGCAUCAACGCCGACAACUAUCAUUGCAGCGUCAAGGAGGGCGAUCAGCUUCAAUGCUGCCCGACGCCGUCAUUCAUCUGCAGCAGCAUGGGCGGCGUCAACGUCGAAGCGCACACGAUUCGAUCGUUCUCGAACGGAUCGCCGCGGCGGAUGAUCCAGAUGAUCCAUCGCUGGUAUUGGGACUCGAGCGGCCACGUGUGCAAACAAUUCAAAUACUACGGUCAAGGCGGCAACUUCAACAAUUUCGAGACGAAAGCCGACUGCACGAAAUUCUGCGGUUCGGAUUUGUGCGCGCACGGCUCGCCGCUUCGCGAUCCCAGCGAGAACGUCCAACGCUGCUCGACGAGCGAGCGUUGUCCCGAGACGCACGAGUGCCGCCACUCGUUCUGCUGCCCGAAACCGUCGACGGUGUGCUCGGUGAGUCUGGCGGCGCGUGACGACGCGUGCGAGCCGCGCGAGUCGCUCCUCAAAUGGACGUACUCGCUGGAGCACGGCAUGUGCAAAAGUGUGAUGGUGAGCUCGUGCCUUCACGGCGACAAUCAAUUCGAGACGCUCGAAGCGUGCGAAUCGGUGUGCGCCUCGAUCCAACCCGAACCCAAAUGCCCGAUCGGUCGCGCGCUUCGCACUCCCGACAAUGUCGUUCAACGAUGCGCGACGUCGAAGCCGUGCCCGCCGAACUACGAGUGCGUCUACUCGGGAACCAAUCACGCGUGCUGCCCGUCUCGCGAAUACGCUUGUAAGCAAUCGAUGACCAUCGGCACCACGUGCGGCGUCUCGACGCUCCAUCGCUGGCACUACGACGCCGGCAAGAACAAAUGUGUGAGCUUCGAGUAUCUCGGAUGCGGCGGAAACGACAACAAUUUCGCGACGCGUCUGGACUGCGUCGAAACUUGUCAGAAGUUUGAAUGCGCCGACGGCGGCGAUCCGCUCGUCGACUCGACGACCGGCGCGAUCAUCGAGUGCUCGCGCGACGACGAGGAUUGCCCGAGCACACACACGUGCUCGCGAAUGCUCUACCAGAAUCGCACGGCGUGUUGUCCGAAUCGCAAAUGGGUGUGCUCGCACGACGCCGACGAGGGCGUCGCGUGCGGCGCGCCGUCGACACGCUUCCACUUCGACGCCGCCACCGAAACGUGCCGCCAAUUCGAGUAUCUCGGUUGCGGCGGCAAUUCGAACAGCUUCUCUUCUCGGGUCGCCUGCUAUCAAUAUUGCCAGAGUUCGUCGUGCGCCUCAUCGGAGAUCGUCUAUCAGCCGUCGAAUCUCGACGAGCCGUUCGACUGCUCGCUGAAGCCGUGCCCUCGGCAUUUCGCGUGCGUCAAAAGCGUGUGGGACGAGACGCGAAGCGUGUGCUGCGGCAAUCCCAACUUCGGCGUCUGCCCGUCGACUCAACAUCCGAUGAUCGACUACAGCAGUCAGCAGCCGAUGGUGUGCGCGCCCAACGUCAAAGACUCGUGUCCGCUCGACUUCCAGUGCGUCUACAGCAGCAUUCGCGCGUUGUACUUUUGCUGUCGCGACAACACGCGCGUCGACAAAUGCCUGAAGGGCAGUCGGCCGGAGGUGUGGACGACGACGGCGGAGACGCGCGCGUGCUCUCGGCACUCGCAAUGCGGCGACGCGACGCGCUGCUUCGCGCCGGUGCCCUACACGAGCGGCGUGUGUUGCGCCAGCAUCGACGCCGUCUGCCCGGCGACGUUCGUCUACGAGGCGGCGAAGUCGGCGCUCGCCGAAUGCUCGCCGCUGAUGCGCCACAGUUGCGGCGGCGACGGCCAAUCGGUGUGCAUCUACGCGGAGGCGAAAGCGCGCUUCGUGUGUUGCCGACGCGAGCCGCGAGCGUCGUCGUCGCUCGACAAAUGCCCGCCGGGCUCGGUGCCCGAACCGACGCGUCACCACUGCGAUCCCGAGCAUCCGUGCGCCGCCACACACUUCUGCAUGAAGAAGGCCGCCGAUCGAAGCGGCAUCUGCUGCCGCCAUCCGCACCUCAAGCGCACCAAUCCGAAACCGAAGGAGGAGCUGGCGAGAUGUCCGAACGGCGAGCGAGCGUUCGCCGACGACGACGGCAACCUUCAAGUGUGCGCCGUCGACGCCGACUGCCCGCCGCUUCAUUCGUGCGUCUUCCAAAAGGGCCUCACGGCGGUCUGUUGCGGCGUCGACGAUCCGUUCACGAUAUGCGCGUCGGGCGUUCUGCCGACGUCGCGAGUCAAGAAGUGCGCCAUGUGCGCCCCAGAGCACACGUGCCAUCGCAACUAUUGCUGUCCCGCCAAUGAUUUGGUGUGCUCGCUUCCGCCACCACACCCCAUCAAUGAUAACAGCGGCAAGUUACGCUACUUCUUCGAUUCGGAGACGAACACGUGCCGAUCGUUCGUCAUCGACGAGGCGGCGCCGCCGCCUCAAAACGCGUUCUCCGAUCAUUCGGCGUGCAUCCGCGCGUGCGUCUACGAGCCGUCGUCGCGACUCGCCGAUGACUGCCCGCUGCCCUACACGAAUCCCGACGAUCAUCCCCAAUACUGUGUGAUUCAUCGAAAAUCGUGCGACGACAACGAGACAUGUGUGCUGAGUCGCGCCGGCGGCGCCUACGUCUGCUGUCGGAAGCCGCCGACGAAAAAUCUCGUGUGCGGCGACAACUACCUACCGCAAUUGGAUCGAAACGGCGCGCCGAUGCGUUGCGAGACGAGCGCGCAAUGCGCCAGCAAAAUUUGCGCCAAGUCGUCGACGUCGCCGACGCUGACGAUAUGCUGCCGACGCGUUCGAUUCAAACCCGCCGCGCGCCUCGACGACACCGAACAGCCGAUUGCCAACAAAUGUGUGACAAAGCUUUACCCCGGCGAAAUUGGGUGCACAUCGAAUGAGCAAUGCGUCGGCUCGACGUGCGUCAACUCGACAUGUCGGUGCUCUCAACGAACGGUGUUGUUUCGAAAAAUGUGCGCGUCGUCAUGUCCGCCGUUCUACAGAGCGCAAAAUGGUGUAUGCGUUUAA